AUCCACCCAAACAAGGCAGAUAGACCUGUACCCCCGGUCCAAAAAAAUGAAACGCAUGUACAUGUAUGUUUUUUUCCAUUCAGUGAAUGAUAUUGCUAUUUUCCUGAGCAUAACUACUACUAUCCCUGUGUGAUGUAAGUUUACUUUCUGUAGAGUUUCAAUACACAUGUAUACACUUAACCUUUUAUUUUGAGUUGAUUUACUCUAAGAAACAGCUGAAUCUGUAAACAGUUUACAAAAUCAAAUGAACACAGCAAUGUUGGGUGUCUUGGGCUGCUGGACUGGUCGAAUCCUUCAAGUUGGCAUUUCGACCAGAUACAGGAGUUGUCUGAACAGGGCAAUUCUUGUCCUUUUUGAGCAUCGAUGACAUUGCAGCUUAGAAAAUUUUAAAAAUCUGAAUCUUUUGCGGGCCCGAUAUGAACUGAAGAGUCACGAUAAUUUGGAGGCAAGAAGGAAGAAUCUCAUUUUAAAAGAUGUUAGAGACUGUAUUCGCAGCGGAGAAACACAGGCUCAGCUGUCAGUCAGUCGCCACUGCGGUAAAUAGCCUCAGGGACGUACGUCGAUACUUUUGCCAGUUUUAAAGAAGUUGUCCUUACAGUCUAAACACUGGUUCGUUUCAGUUUAUGUACAGCAAAAAGCUGACGAUAUUUCCAAAAGCGCCCCAGUCAUCACAUAUUCGUCACACAGCAAGGCCACUGUGUCUCCAAAGACCUAUUAUGCGUGCUUCCACUUAUCAUGUCAGUGAGAUGAUUAUAGAGACAUUGGAAUUGUCCCAUGGAAGAUAAACGGCUGUUUGCACUCUCACCUAUGCACAGACGUUGACUGCCUAAAACCCUAACUUAAGCAUGACUUUGGGUUGCUGGCUCAAAAACUAUCUCCAAAUUUUGGGGGCACAUGAUGGGUGCUUCAAAUAGUUGAGGAGUUCUACUUACAUCCUUUUAGAAAUGACGACACAUGUACUGCUGAACCAGAAAUAAUCCAGGCUACAUUCGGCGGUUGGGGUAUUUUUCCCGUAAUGGUUGCCCACAUUCUUUUACUUCCACUCAAGGACAUUUUUGGUUCCCUCACUCCCUUGGCUUCCCCCAGAUAUGCUUCCGCAGGGGUAUAUAUAUAUUCGCUGUAAAAUAUCCACAACUUUUCCAGUGCACUUGGGUAUUAAGCAAUGAUGUGCAAUGCCCGGAGCCCAUUGGGGUUUAAGAGACAAUCUUCAAACAAGCAGUGCGCGUUUUUCUCCAAAGAAUUUCUGAGAGUUUUAAAUUGCCAAAGAAAAGGGAUGUCAAAUUUUGGCAAGGUUUACAGGGAAGUCAAGUCCAGGAAGAGGUCUCUGCAAAUGACACAUGGGCGUCAUCGGUUCAUGGGUGAAAAACUGAUUGCUUCCAUAACGAGGGUGUAAGCUACGAAUCGAGUUAUUUAUAAUGGCAAGAGAAGCACGAACAUAAUUUGCACUGUUAUUGGACGGAUUUUUCUUUCGAUGCAAACAAAAUUCAUGUUUCAUCUUAAGCCACUACAUUCUUCUAUAAUCUGUUCGUGCGACCUUAAAUAUUACAAAUGAGAUGUUUCGAAUGUGGUGAAUGUAACAGUCGUCAGUAUACGUUGGGUUUAAGACCGUGUUAACAUAAUUGUAGUGCAUACACGGACAACGUUAACAUUGAUUUUUGCCGAUGAUGCUUUCAUGAUUAUGUUCAACUGUUACCAAGGUUGACUGUUUUUUCAUUGUCGCAAUGCUUAUCAAACUCCCAUAUUUCUCUAAUCAGUAAUUCAUUCAUACUAACAUCGUCGUCGUCGCCAGAAAUAAUUGUUGUACGGUAACAAAAAUGGCCGUUUCCGCUAAUGUUUCGAUGACGCUGGAAGCGAGCGGUGGUCUAUCGGCAAGAGUAUCAGUUGUCGCCACGGUGUGUGCAUCUUUACUCGCUUCGGUCGUGAUCGCCGGCAAUCUCCUUGUCAUUGUCGCCUUUGUCAAGACAGAGAACUUGCGUAGCGUCACUAACAGUUUCCUGGUGUCACUCGCUUGUGCCGACCUGCUUGUCGGAGUUGUGGUCGUACCUUUUUACAUCAGCCUAAGCUUUGUCAACCGAGGUGAGUGGUACCUGGGACAGUGGUCUUGUUUUCUUUUUUACGCGAUGGACGUCAUGGCCUCCACUGCGUCCAUUUUGCACUUGUGCGUUGUCACAGCUGAUCGCUACAUGGCCAUCGUUUAUCCUCUAACAUACCCCGUGAGGAUGACCAGAAAGGUGGCUGGUGUGCUCAUGCUUUUGGCCUGGGGUCUGUCGCUAUGUGUGUCCUUCCCAUGGAUGUUCUACUGGAAAGCAGUUGUCGAGGAGUCACCCGGAUCUGGUGUCAGAUGUCCACCGCCUUCCCCGCCGCUUUACAGCCUUGUGUCAAUUACUGUUGCGUUUUUUGUCCCAGCUACAGUAAUAAUCGCUCUUUACGCAAGGAUGUGUCAAGUAGCUCGGCAGCAUAGCAGGAGUGUUCACAAAGGCAGGAUUCAAUGCGGGAACGAUAGGGGACAUCCUCAAGAAGCCAUGAGAAUACACCUAGGCCGUGCGCAGACUCAGACUGAACUAAACCGGGAGUACAGGGCAGCGAAGACAGUGGGGCUCGUAGUAGGGGCAUUCCUGGUUUGCUGGCUGCCUGUCUUUGCGGUCAUUCUCGUUAGCUCGUGGUGCGAGGAAGAGUUGAAGGAUAUCAGGAGCUACAUCAACUGGCUGGGUUUUAUUAACAGUGCCGUCAACCCGUUUAUCUAUGCAUUUGCCAUCUCGCAGUUCAGGGAGGCGUUCAAGAGACUUCUAUGCUUCGAGAGACGCAGGAGUGGAGCAAGAAACGGACAGAAUUUGAACUUCAGGCCUGGUAACAGGUUCUUUUCGGGACAGGCAUCUCCACCUUCGGCUACACCACCAACGGGAUACCAACUGAAACACAUAUACUUUUAAAUCAAAAAGUGGCCCAAGUUCAAUCAGUUCAAGCUGAUUUUUAAACUUUUCUUUGGAAAGGUUCACAUUAUGCUCGCAAUGACUGAACAGCACACCGUGAUUUGCUUACCCGAAGCAUGGAGAAAUUGCUUCCCCCAUGCACGAAGCAUGGUGCGCCCGACGGGCAAAAGAAUGUAAUUUCAGUGCAAACGUGUAAUGCAAGCUGACGAUUGUGAAAGGUUGGCGAUUAUCUGAAAUGUAGCCUUGGUCUUCUCUGCCUAGUGUAUGUCAUCGGUGAUCCAUGGUGCCUCCAUCGCAGCAUUACCCCCAUUGGUUUCACCUUAGACAUGAAUUAUUGUUAGUUGAUGUCGGUGGUUACGAAUUAUAACACGCACAAACAAUGUUUGCUACAAAAACAGACGAAGUCACUGUUGUGGGACGGGGAAAUGGUUCUGAACUUGGCCCUCAAGCAAACCUGCCGUAAAACAUUCUAUCACAAAAAGUUUCCAUUCCAUCCCUUGUGCGAAAUGAUAGCACCCACCAAAAGGAAAUCUGCAUUUCGAGGCUAGGUAGGCCUAUGAAAAGUGAAAGAUGUCAAAAACCGCAAAUACUAUAUGAAAUGAUAUGGUAUCUCUGGAAAAAUUGCAAGUCGUUAUUGGUGACAUCAAUAUUUACUAUUUUAUGAUGUUUCUUUAGAACUAUCAAAGAUAA
Messenger RNA from Acanthaster planci (crown-of-thorns starfish), 3620 nucleotides. RefSeq names its product beta-1 adrenergic receptor-like. Gene Ontology annotation, biological process: positive regulation of MAPK cascade; adenylate cyclase-activating adrenergic receptor signaling pathway. Gene Ontology annotation, molecular function: G protein-coupled receptor activity. The record is from RefSeq and is a predicted model, not a curated record. Gene Ontology annotation, cellular component: plasma membrane. Lineage: Eukaryota; Metazoa; Echinodermata; Asteroidea; Valvatida; Acanthasteridae.